This is a messenger RNA of Colletotrichum destructivum, 1317 nucleotides long. Its product is annotated as Putative BTB/POZ domain-containing protein. The transcript has 2 exons. NCBI's taxonomy places the organism in Eukaryota, Fungi, Ascomycota, Sordariomycetes, Glomerellales, Glomerellaceae. The coding region runs from base 29 to 1063 and encodes 344 amino acids. The record is from RefSeq and is a predicted model, not a curated record. Gene Ontology annotation, molecular function: protein binding.
UGACACCAACCCCACCCACUGACAUCAAAUGGACGGCGCUCUGAGCAAACACAUGCCCAUGGACAAGCCGGCGGCGGCGGCGCCGGAAAGGUUCUUCGAGGUGCGCUCGCCGGCGAGUUUCGCGGCGCGGAUGUGGUCGCGCAAGUACAGCGGGGUGCCGGUGGUGCCGGACGGCGACCUGAUCCUCGUGGUCGGGCUCGGCGCGGAGACGACAGAGCUGCGCGCGGACUCGCUGAUCCUCAAGCGGGCGUCGCGGGUGUUUGGGGCGAUGCUGGGGCCGCGGUUCUCCGAGGGCCAGAAGCUGCUGGACCGCGGGGCGGAGCCCGUCAAGAUCAGCCUGCCCGACGAGGACCCGGAGAUCAUGGAGCUCAUCCUCAACAUCCUGCACCACCAGAACUCGCGCGUGUGCCAGAUCGCGGCGGCCGACUCGAUCCUGGAGGUGGCCGUCAUCGCCGACAAGUACGACCUCGUCGACGCGCUCAAGGUUUGGAUCCCGGGCGAUACCAAAGCAACAAGAAAUCACAGGGCUGACCAUUCAAAGUACGCGUCGCAGACCAUGUUGCGGUACCACGAGCCGUCGAUCGAGCACCUGACGGUCGGGGACCUGUGGCGGCUGGGCCUGGCGGCGGGGCUGCUCAACGAGCCCAAGGCGUUUGAGAAGAUCACGCGCAUGCUGGUGUGGAACCACACGGUGCCGUACAUCCAGCUGGCCGACGCCGAGGACGCCAUCGACAUUGAGUUUGCGCUGCGCAUGUGCUACCUCCUCGAAAAGGAGCGGCAGGACCUCAAGACGUCGCUGCUGCUGCACCUGCUGCCCAUCAUCUCGACGGGCAACCAGCUGCGGCUCGUCGAGAUCAAGGUCGACUCGGCGGAGCACUUUGACGCGUGGCCGGAGCUGAUGAAGCUGUUCGGGGCGAGCCUCAAGGAGACGACGAGGUUCGCCGAGGGGCUGGUCUUGGCGGACCGAAGCCGCCGGGCGGCCGGCCCCGGUUCCGACUUUAUGAGGCACUUCAGGACCCGCGGCGGCAUACGCCUGGCCGACGCGCGGAGGGGACGGGGCUGACGGGCGGCCAGACGGACGGACGGACGGACGGACGGACAGACAGGCAGACAGACAGACAGACGGGGUCUGAUUCUAGAACGUGGCGAACUUUUGCUUCCAUGGAUCGUCGUUUAACCUCAGCGGGCAGCAGCGGGACCAAUUGCAUGGGGUUGGCAGGGAAAUCCAAGUUAAUUUUUUUCCCUUCCCCUUCUUUCUCUGUACCCACGGUGACAGCCGAGGUCCAUCAGGGCGGCAGCCCGCUCGGUCAAACGCCG